AAAAAAAAAACAAUGCAGCGAGCUGGAGGCAUGUUUUUCCCAUCUACAGGUAAAAAAAGGAAAAAACAACCUUUGUGCGAAAGUGAAACUGUUCGAAGCGAGAAAACAGGAAGUGAAGAUUGCAACUUUACGUUCAACUUUUGAAACCAAAUGGCUACAGUGAUUCUUGACGCACUUCAGGAGCUACUGGAUGCAGAGUUCAAAGAAUUCAAAUGGCACCUGUCAAAUAGUGGGACACAAGACAACUAUAUUCCUCGUGGGCGGCUGGAAAACACUAAUCGCCAUGAUGUUGUGGAUCUCAUGGUGCAGCAGUACAAAGUUUCAGACGCCGGGAAGAUUGCAAUCAGAGUGUUACGCAAAAUUAAGCAAAAUGAUCUUGCUGAUCAACUGAAGGGAAAACUUCAGGAAGUUUCAGAGGACGUUUCUGCCGAAGGUGGAGCUUCAUCCGGUGCAGCGGCUGCAAACGCUUCAAAGACAGGAGUUACAGUGACCAUCAGUUCUGCGAGUGGAGGAACUGUAAAGGCCCCUGUUCUUCAGGGUGGUGUUUAUAACGGCCCAAUGACCUUUAACUAAUGCUCAAGGAUCUUUUAGUUUUAGUCAUAUUUUAGGCAUCUGAAUUGUUUGUUUUUUAAAGCACCAUUCACACCCAGAACGAUAACUAUAAAGAUAACGAUAUUAGCGUCCACACCAGAACGAUAUUGUCUGUUUAUUUUAAGCGCAUGUGCUUUAAAUUCUCAAGCUCGUUACAGCAGGAUUGAUUCUUUUUGGCUGUCAAUGUUUUUUUUUUUUUUAUUGUUCCUGAGCUGGAAAAAAUCGUUCUGAAAGUGAUUCCAA
Messenger RNA from Onychostoma macrolepis, 834 nucleotides. Its product is annotated as caspase b-like. The record is from RefSeq and is a predicted model, not a curated record. The transcript has 3 exons. Lineage: Eukaryota; Metazoa; Chordata; Actinopteri; Cypriniformes; Cyprinidae. Bases 151 to 573 code for a protein of 140 amino acids.